GCCACGUUUAUCAUUAAUAAUUGAAUUGAAUAAAUCCCUACCUACCAACCUUAAUAGCUAGGGAUCCGAGCGAUUGAUCGAAGAUGGAUGAUGAUGAUGAGCAUAGCCCGGUGCACGCAAGGUCGGAUUUACCUCUCCCCGGCGGCGGUGUGGUGGGGGUGGAAACCCGCAUACGUAUGAAGCAAACACUGAAGAAUUCAAGCUGUUUGAAUCUCGCACUUCGCAGCCGGGGAUUACGCGCGUAAAGGCUUACGUGGCCAAAGGCACGAUUGGCCGCAAACCCGGCUUAACGGUGUACAAAGCUACUGUGGUUGAAACCACAAUCAAAGAGUUGACUUUAGGAAGAAGCCACGGAACAAUGGUGUGGAAUGAGCCGCUUGCUGUCAAGGUGGCUGAUAAUCCACACUCCAUCUCAAUGCUCAGGAAUGAAGUCAGAAGAAGCUGCGGCGUCAAAAGCCGGCACCCCAAUUUGUUAGGGAUCCGGGAUGAUUCGCUUGUCCGCGCCGCUUUUCAUGAGGCCGGGAAGAACUCCAAGUACUUCGCUGCUGUCCUGAUGCCCGACUGUGGCUCUGUUAGGAACAUCAUGAGAAAACGCGGCGGCGGGUUUCAGGGCCGGGAGGAUCUCAUUCUCUGUGUGCUCAGAUCAAUUCUGAAUGCUCUUGACUUCCUUCAUCAGCAGCACAUCCCGCACGGAGAUAUCACCGCCGGCCACGUUUAUCUCACAUCCCCUCGCCGCUUCCACACUUGCUCUCCCCUCAAGUUGGGUUUUGCUGCCACCCUUUACCACGAGGACGAAACCGCCCCCGGGACAACCUGCUCUGCUUCAUUACCCAUGUCUUCCAUCUCCCAGUGGGCUGCUGCACCAGAAGUCGCAGUGGCCUCCCAUAAUAGUGAUUAUAAGCACUUGUAUUCUGAAGAAAAGGCUGACAUUUGGCUGGUGGGAAUCACUGCCUUGGAAUUGGCCUAUGGCGGCCUCCAACUCCCAAACCGGAAUGCUCUGGAGGCCAUGCUUAAGGACAUACUCCACAACAACAAACUCCCCGCACCUGCUACCAACCGCAGCCACAAACAAAUAACUAUUGAAACAGAGCGCACACAUUUCUUGAAGCAUUAUGCCAGAAAGUUGCUCCCUCAAUUCUCUUUCAGCAGCAGCUCACCUUUUUCCUCUACUUUCACGAGCAUGGUCAUUCAAUGCCUCGCAUGGGAUCCAACAAAGAGGCCCACUGCGCAUAAGCUUUUGUCACAUAAAUUCUUCCAGAAGAAGUUUCCCCGAUAUGAAGACGAUGGCAACUACUUCUACCAUCAUGUACUUGGUGAUCAAAUGAACAAUCUUACAAUUCAUGAUUAAGAAUUAUAGUUAGUCAUUGGUUGGAUAUUUGUACUUGAAUCUUUUAAUAAAGUACAAAUCAAUAGCUCAAUUAAUUGUUGCUUGCCAUUUUUACACCUGUAUGAGAAUUUGUUGAUGACUACAUUCCUUUAAUCUUAGAUAUAAAUAGGUAUUAAUUU
This is a messenger RNA of Cuscuta epithymum, 1506 nucleotides long. The record is from the annotation of a GenBank genome assembly. NCBI's taxonomy places the organism in Eukaryota, Viridiplantae, Streptophyta, Magnoliopsida, Solanales, Convolvulaceae.